UUAACUGGUAUCCAGCUUAUCAGCGCGUGUGAUAAGAAAGCUCGCAACCCGCGAAAUGUUGCUCAACAAUAAGCUCUUGUUAGCCGGCAGCAACAUAAACAAAGAACAGCUGUUGGUUAGCCGGCUAACUGAAAAUGAAAAUGUGGGGUGAAAUCAGGCAGGUCACUUGUCGUGUGCCUUCGUGUUGCCAUCGUCGGCGCAGCAGCAACAGCGGCAGCAGCAACACUGGCCGCAGCAACAUCAGAAGCCGCAGCAGCAGCAGCCCAAACAGGAAAAUCCGCACGACGAUGCCACACACAGAAAUUCAGUUCAAUGCGAAAUUUUGUUUGAACCAGACGCGAAAUCUGUUAACGCGCCGCGUGGCAAAAAUCGCGUUGGCGAGUGCGUAAAAAUUGUCAACAACGAAAGGAGCUCAAAAUAAAACUGAACUGUUUUAAAAUAAUUAAAAAAAAAAAUAUUCUACAAAAUUAUAUGAAAAAUACAUAAAACCAAAAACAAAUACCCAAACGUGUAACAAUUAGUUUUGCAUAGAAAUCAAGUCAACGCGUGUGUGGAUCUCGAGAUACUCGCUUGUAAGACAAGAUUGUCCGGCUAAACGAAGCUCAUCGAAGUCAAUCGCCUGCAGUGAAAUCGCUGGCCAAUUGACAGUGCCGCUUGUUUAACACAUUUCUUAACACCGAACCCAGGUUGCAAUUUGAAUUCAAAGUGUAAUUUCAAUUUCCAUUUCGAGUGCACAAUAUUCAAUUGGAAUUGCAAUUGCAAUUGCAAUUUAUGCCACGGCAAGUAGUUUGAGCGAUGCCAGACUGAGGCGCAAUCAUGCUGCACUUAAGGCUAUUCGAUAGCUCACUCUACUACACGCUGGCCUCCGCCUCCGAAUCCUCGGGGCUGGCGUCCUCCACCUCCACGGAAAGGUCGUUCAAUGGCACCCAGGGGGCGGGGGGCGUGGCCGUGGGCGGCGAGUCCCUAACGCCCAGCGACGUGGCGGCAGUUAAUCUGACAUAUUUCACACCUGCGAUAUCACACGUGAUGCUGGCGCCAACAACGAUAGCAACCACGACAGCCUCGGCCACAAUGGUCCAGAUCCAGACGACAGCGGCGCCAAGUCACGACUUGGAGACGGGCGGCAACUCCACAUCCAGCGACCCCGGCGAAUUUGACAAUUUAAAUUCGUUCUACUUUUAUGAGACCGAGCAGUUUGCGGUGCUCUGGAUCCUGUUCACCGUCAUCGUCCUGGGCAAUUCUGCCGUUCUGUUCGUGAUGUUCAUCAACAAGAAUCGCAAGUCGCGGAUGAACUACUUCAUCAAACAGCUGGCAUUGGCAGAUCUGUGCGUGGGAUUGCUCAACGUCCUCACCGACAUCAUAUGGCGCAUCACGAUUUCGUGGCGGGCGGGCAACCUGGCCUGCAAGGCCAUCCGCUUCUCGCAGGUCUGCGUCACAUACUCGUCCACCUACGUGCUGGUGGCCAUGAGCAUCGACAGAUACGAUGCCAUCACACACCCCAUGAACUUCUCAAAGUCGUGGAAAAGAGCACGUCACCUGGUGGCUGGCGCGUGGCUCAUCUCGGCGUUGUUUUCGCUUCCCAUCCUGGUUUUGUACGAGGAGAAGCUCAUUCAAGGACAUCCGCAAUGCUGGAUUGAGUUGGGCUCACCGAUCGCCUGGCAGGUGUACAUGAGCCUGGUGUCGGCCACUCUGUUUGCCAUUCCUGCGCUGAUCAUAUCCGCCUGCUAUGCGAUCAUCGUAAAGACGAUUUGGGCAAAGGGUUCCAUUUUUGUACCCACGGAACGUGCUGGUUUUGGAGCCGCACCUGCCAGGAGGGCCAGCUCUAGGGGCAUUAUUCCACGGGCAAAGGUCAAAACGGUCAAGAUGACAUUGACCAUCGUGUUUGUGUUUAUCAUCUGCUGGUCGCCAUACAUCAUCUUCGAUCUGCUGCAGGUCUUUGGCCAGAUUCCCCACUCACAGACCAACAUCGCCAUCGCCACAUUCAUCCAAAGUCUGGCACCGCUGAACUCGGCGGCGAAUCCACUGAUCUAUUGCCUCUUUUCAUCGCAGGUCUUUCGCACAUUAAGUCGCUUUCCGCCCUUUAAGUGGUUCACCUGCUGCUGCAAAUCAUACCGCAACAACUCGCAGCAGAACCGCUGCCACACGGUUGGUCGUCGGCUCCACAAUAGCUGUGAUUCGAUGAGGACACUGACCACUUCGUUGACGGUUUCCCGAAGGUCCACCAACAAGACCAACGCCCGUGUGGUCAUCUGCGAACGUCCCACCAAGGUGGUAACCGUACCAGCCAUGUCGGAGGUAUGAUAGCUGGCCCACACCAGCCGGAAAAGAUCCGCGUUCUCGAUUCAUGGUCCCACGUCCUUCAGCGACGCGGAGUUCCUCUAAAUGGGAACAAGGACAUCCUGUGAAUGCACCAGAGGCUUAGACAAUAAGUUCGAUAGUUGUACCAGGCAUGGGUUAAGCCAAAUGUAUGUCUCUAGUCGUAAGUACGCCAAGUCUACGCUACGAAUUUCAAACCUAUUUGUACUUCGCAAUCUAUAAUUAAGAAACCAUUUAUACGGCUUUUAAUUAACUCUAAAAUUAAAAAUCUAAAGUGUCAACAGGGGUCACUGAAUCUUUUCAAGAUUUUUAUUUUUAUUAACUUUUAAAUAAAACACCCAGUAUAAUUUGACUUUCUGGAUAACAUUGAUAAAAAGGUUUUAUAUAUCCACAAAACUUACCUGAAACAUUUAAUUAGGCCUUUCUUGCAAUCAAUUUUAAACUGGAGAAAGUCAUUUAAGUAUAUGGUAAAUUUUUUCAUAAGUCUUUGAAAAACUAUUAAGAUAUUUGUGACAUAACUAAGAAUCUAGGUUUCAAUCCAAUAUUAGCUCGGUUUAGUUAUAUUCUCUUAAACAGACUGAUUUUACUUGUGUGCGGCCAUUUAUCAGAAAUUUAAAAUGCAUUUCUUUCCAGUCCUAACUAGCUAUUAAGGCCAUUUAAAUUCCAACUCAUCCGUGUAUAUAGCCACCCGUAAUGGUGGAUAAACAUGCCCAAGCAUCUUAAACCAAAACCCAUUAAGCAUAAGUAGACCAUAAGAGUUAAUAGAGCAUAACGUUGUAGUCAAUUUGGUUUAAGCUAAUAUUUAUUUCAUAAUUAUGUGUGAAAGCAGAAUAAAGGCAACGACU
Messenger RNA from Drosophila simulans, 3161 nucleotides. It is a transcript of the gene CCAP-R, whose product is annotated as cardioacceleratory peptide receptor. Gene Ontology annotation, molecular function: vasopressin receptor activity. The record is from RefSeq and is a predicted model, not a curated record. Bases 817 to 2301 code for a protein of 494 amino acids. NCBI's taxonomy places the organism in Eukaryota, Metazoa, Arthropoda, Insecta, Diptera, Drosophilidae. Gene Ontology annotation, biological process: G protein-coupled receptor signaling pathway. The transcript is spliced from 7 exons. Gene Ontology annotation, cellular component: membrane.